Molecule: messenger RNA, 4013 nt
Organism: Acipenser ruthenus (sterlet)
Lineage: Eukaryota; Metazoa; Chordata; Actinopteri; Acipenseriformes; Acipenseridae
Product: 45 kDa calcium-binding protein
Exons: 8
Coding region: 480-1550 (356 amino acids)
Biological process (GO): calcium-ion regulated exocytosis
Cellular component (GO): endoplasmic reticulum
Molecular function (GO): calcium ion binding
Source: RefSeq, a predicted model, not a curated record
CGAUCAAGCACCACAUGCGCAGAAGGUCGGGGUCUGUGUCAUAAACCUCAGACACGAGAACUGUGUUAAAGGUGUCUUCGCUUUCUCUGCUCUGUUAAUGUGGUUAGAUAGGAUCCUGCACAGUGGGGAGGGACUCGUCCAUAACAUCAGCGGAAUAGCCACGUGUACAGCCUCAGGACUAAGAGAACAACCAUCCGAACAAGGAGCCGUGGAUACUGUCUGUUUACAUACCAUGCAUAUCAGCUAGGGCAUAGCUAAGAACAAGCACAGCAAUACCUGGCCUACGCGCCUGACGCCAUUUGGGACACGUUAAACAGAUCAAUCCGCUGGUCCUGGUUGCUGUGCUGUGCUUUAUCAACUCUUUUAAGAUCUUCAUUCAAGUUCCCCCUAAUUCCUCUUUGUUCCCGGUUCCUCCAGCCUGUCCUGGAAGCACACUGCUUUAAGGCAGUACACAGUGAUCAGAAUAUAGUAGAGCAACAAUGAUCUUAGGAAAAGCACUGCUUAUCAAGCUGGGCUCAGUGUACCUGGCCCUGCUGUUAAUCUUUCUGAUGAUGGACGUCAACGCAAGGCCAGCCAAUAUGUCGGCUCAUAAAGACAAAUCCCCCAACAGCAAGGAGGAGAAUGAGAUCCUGCCUCCGGACCACUUGAAUGGGCUGAAGAUGGAGAUGGACGGGCACCUCAAUAAAGAUUUCCACCAGGAAGUCUUUCUUGGUAAAGAGUUGGAGGAAUUUGAAGAGGAUUCAGAGCCCAGGAGAAACAGGAAGAAACUGAAAGACAUUUUCUCCAAGGUGGAUAUCAAUAAGGAUAAGAGUGUCAGUGCUAAGGAGAUGCAGCGAUGGAUCAUGGAGAAGACUGAGGAGCAUUUCCAGGAGGCGGUGAAGGAGAACAAACUGAACUUUAGAGCUGUUGACCCUGAUGGUGAUGGCCAUGUUGCCUGGGAUGAAUAUCGGGUGAAGUUUUUGGCGAGCAAAGGAUUCAACGAGAAGGAGGUUGCAGAAAAGAUAAAAAACAACGAAGAGCUGAAAAUUGAUGAAGAAACCCAGGAGGUUCUGGAGAACUUGAAGGACCGCUGGUUUCAGGCAGAUAACCCUCCUGCUGACCAGCUGCUGAACGAGGAGGAGUUCCUGUCAUUCCUGCAUCCCGAGCACAGCCGCGGCAUGCUGAAGUUCAUGGUGAAGGAGAUUGUCCGGGACUUGGAUCAAGAUGGAGACAAAAAAUUGACCCUUUCAGAGUUCAUUUCACUGCCUGUGGGCACAGUGGAGAACCAGCAGGCCCAGGAUAUUGAUGAUGACUGGGUCCGGGAGAGGAGGAAGGAAUUUCAGGAAGUCAUUGAUGCUAACCAUGAUGGGAUUGUCACAGAGGACGAAUUGGAGGAAUACAUGGACCCGAUGAAUGAAUACAAUGCCCUGAACGAAGCAAAGCAAAUGAUUGCAGUUGCUGACGAGAAUCAAAACCAUAACCUGGAGCUGGAGGAGAUCCUGAAAUACAGUGAAUACUUCACUGGGAGCAAGCUGAUGGACUACGCUCGCAACGUGCAUGAGGAGUUCUAACAUCCCUGCAACAUUCACUGCUGGCAUUCCCAAGCACUGUUUAGCUUGCUUUUUGUUAAGGCUUAUAUUGAACAUUUAAUUGCUGCUGCGGUGUGCUCUCGUGUGUAAACUAUAGAAUACAUGGCCCUGUGCUACAUAGAUUUCUUCUUAAUCUUAUCACAGUGGAGCAACACGAUGUGUGGCUAAAUCAGAUGUUUGACAGAGUUAUAAAUCAUUUGUUUCUUUAAACAGUAUUAAGUUAAACAUCAAGCAGAUUUGAGGCUUUAUAUGGGAAUUCUGAACGAUUUAGAAAUACUAAAAGAAACUUAAUAAAACCAAUGACAGAUGUUUCAGGUAGAAAUCUUUGUCAUUGAAUUGAAUGCAUUUCUUUUUGUGUUUCUGCAUCUAGUACUAUGGAGUGUUUAAUGGUCAUGGAUAAUUGGGAAUGAAGCUCUAGUUUAUGAACCCCCUGGAUGAGAGAAUCUUGGUUUCAAAGCUGUUCAGAAGCCACCAGGGGAGAAGGCGGUCCUUGCUUUUUAUUGUUAUUUUACAUCAAUCAAACAUUUCAAAAACAUUCAUGAUUUAAAAAAAAAAAAAAACUUAAGUAAGGCUGAUUCUUGUUUAAUGGCAAAAAAAUGUCUUUAAUAUCUUAUUAAAAAGGUACAGUGCCCCAUGUGGUUUUAAAAAAUAUUUGAACAUGUUCAAACUAAAUCCGCUCGUUUUACUGUAACAAAUACGGUCUUGAAUUUGUAUUGAUAAUUUGUUUCAUCAGUGUACACUAGGUGGCAUAGUUGCUGAUCUGGUGAAGUACUCAAGGUGUAAAGUUAGUAUUUGUAUGCAAUCUAUUCUUAAUGCACAGGAGACUCGCAGUCAGUGGCGACCGAACAGAAUAAAAACGUCCAUUCCUGUUAACAGCCUCUAAUGGCACACAUACGUGCAUGAUAAUAGCAGCUGCAGUGGUAUACAGGUCAUUAACCACUAUAUUUAAACCACUGAUUGAACUUUAUUUCUGCAUUUGAGUAUAUAAGGUUUUAAAGGAGAAGUUGCCAACAUUUUGUUUUACUGUUUGCUCUGAAGUUAUUCAAGGAUUCCACUCUACUGCUUUCUCCAGCACUGGGUUUCUGGUAAAAAGAUCCAUCUUAAACAAACCCCCUCUGUCACUUUCACAGUCUUUGUUGCUGCUGCAUUAUUACUAGGAUUUAGGCUGUUCAGUAUAAGCUGAACCACACGACGAUGCACACAGAGUUUGGGGCCAUUUAAAAAACAAACCGUAUUUCUUUUAUCAGAGAAGAGCAAAUGUAUAUUUUAAAUGGCAAUAAAAGCUGGAAUAAGACAAUACACAGUUAAACAAGUUCCAUAUAUUUUAUAAUAUUUUAAUUGUUUUAGACGGACAGUCUAGUGGUCCCUCCACAAAUCUUGAUAAAAAAUAAAGUGCUUUCAGUGCAACAAAUUUUCAAUUACUACAGGAACAUGCUUUCAUACUUCAUAGUACUGCAUCAUUACAUUAGAAAAUCAAAGACAGUGCUAUCUAUUCAAAUAUUGCACUUUUGUAAUGAAACGUGGGGUUGUUAAAAAGCUAAACACGUAUGCCUUUGUUUCACAUGCAACAGCAGUCUUUGGGUUACCUUGAUUUUUACACAUGCUCUUCAGAAAACAAUUGUUCUUUGUGAUUACCUUCUGUAUUCUGGGCUAUUAAUUUUGUCAAGGGAUAGCUACACACUGUAACUGCCAUUCCAUUGAUUUUUAAUAGUACAAUACUGUAGCUCCGGGGCUCCUUUCUAUAGUCCUCUAGAAUUGCUGUCAACUAGGUCUUUGUGUUGUCCCUCCACUAGCCGUGAGUGUGUAUGAAGCAUGCAGUGUGAGUGUGGGUAGGAUCCCUCCACUGGCUAUGAGUGUGUAUGCAUACAGUGUGGGUGUGGGUAGGAUCUCUCCACUGUCCGUGAGUGUAUGCAUACAGCUUGGGUAGGAUCCCUCCACUAGCCGUGAGUGUGUAUGAAGCAUACAGUGUGGGUGUGGCUAGGAUCCCUCUACUAGCUAGGAGUGUGUAUGCAUACAGCGUGGGUAGGGUCCCUCCACUGGCUAGGAGUGUGUAUGCAAACAGUGUGGGUAGGGUCCCUCCACUGGCUAUGAGUGUGUAUGCAUGCAGUGUGGGUAGGGCCCCUCCACUGGCUAUGAGUGUGUGACAUGCACAGUGUGGGAAUGAGUAGGAUCCUUUUAUCUGUAACAGAGAAAGUUGGAUAAAGCAGUGGAAUAUCCUUAAAAAAUAAAACAAAUGACCUUCAUAAAGCAUAAAGGGACUUUUGUGACUGUGUAUCUGCUUAGAAAAAGGAGGACAAUGUCUAAAAUCUUGUUAGCCUAUCCUUUUAAGUAAACAAUGCUGACUGCAGUUAAAUAUGUACAGUACAUUUGCAAAACCUUUACAUGUAAUAUAUGUGUUUUGGAGGAGUUGUUCAGCAUAUACAAUACACAACAUUAUUACUGCUG